Brassicogethes aeneus is the source of this 2217-nucleotide messenger RNA. Lineage: Eukaryota; Metazoa; Arthropoda; Insecta; Coleoptera; Nitidulidae. The record is from the annotation of a GenBank genome assembly.
UUCUCUUGUAUAAAUUCUUCUGUUGUGUUGUGACAGUUGUUUCUGUAUAGGAUAAAUAAUCUACUGUGUCCUUUUUUCGUUAUAUUUGUGCCUGUCUUGUGUUUUUGAUGUGUUUUAAUUUACUUACAAGUUAAUUUAAUGUUAGUUCAUGAUUCAUGAAAAACAAAUAUUCUACAAAAUUAAAAAUACACUUUUAAAAUGUCUAACACUAAAGGACCAGAACGGGACAGUUUACCAAAAACUGGAAGAGUUAAUGAAGUUUGUCAGGAAUGGAUGGUAAGGGAAGAUAUGGCACUAGCCUAUCGGCUUCAAAAUCAGGAGUUUGAUGAGCAUUUAACUGGUAAUAAGUUUAGAAAUCAACUUGUUCGAGAAGACUUUCCAACAGCCAAAAAUGAACAAAUAAGAGAGCAACAAAUGGCAGAGCAGGCAGCUGCUAUAUACCAUAAAAUGUUGGCAGAGCAAGAGGAAAUAGAUAAUCAAAUUGCAAAGGAAUUGGCAGAGAAAUUGGAAAGAGAAGAAAGACAAAAGCGAAGGGCACUUGAAAUAAGGGACCAAGACAUUGCAAAACAAUUAAUUGAAAGAGAAAGACACAAAGGAGAAAGAUUAAAUCCAAUGCCCAACUAUUUAAAUUCCAAUUAUACUUCACAAUUACCACCAAGUUUAAUUUCAAAACCAGACCAGCAUUUUUCACCACACAGGCCCAAUCCCUAUAAUUACCAAGCAAAUUUACCACGUAGACAAGCCCAUGCAAUGCCUUUACCACAUGAAAUUUGUGAGGUUAAUGAUUUGUAUUCAGAUCCAGUUAGGUUAAAGGGUGACAUGGAUAGUACCGAAUUAUAUAUAGAACCAUAUAAAGCUAAUAAAACAUUAUCUGAUCAACUCAACCGAAUUGACAUUGCAGAAGUUGGAGUUCCUAUAGAUGAAAUAACAGAAAAGCAAAUACAAGAAGAAAAAGAUGCUGCACUCGCUAGACAAUUACAGGAACAAGAGGGUUCUUUAAAUGACAGUUUGCUUAAUCGUGACAGACUUUUAGCGAUUGAAGCUCAAGAUAAAGAAUUGGCAAAGCUACUUCAAGAACGAGAGAGAGCUAAAGCAAAAAGAGCUAGAGAGCGAGCUAAACAAAAAUCUUUAGCCAAAAAGCAACAGCAAGCUGAAUUACAUCAGCAGGAGCAUAGGAAAACAGACCAAUUAAUGCCAGAUGACUCAUAUGCUUUUCCUGCAGAUAUAAUACAACAACCAAUGUCAGUACCAAGAAACAUUGCAGCACAUCCAGAUAUGUAUGCUGUACCAAAUUCAAAUGAUGACGAUGUAGGAUAUAGUUUACCCAUUGAUCUUUUGCCAACUGGAUCAACAGAUAUUUUAAAAAUUAAUAAUUCAGAAAUAAAAGAAAUCAAUGUGCCUUUAAGCAAUCCAUCAAGUUCAUUCACUACUGAUAAAAUAAAUAAUGGGUUACAAGCUCAAAGACCCACUCAAUUGGAUUUAAAAUCGCCUUUAACACGAUUUAAUAAACCACGGUACCCGGACCCAGAACCCGACAAUAAUACCCCCGUUACUCAGUCUCCUUCAGCACAUUCUAACAUUGCAAUGGCAAUAGAUCCAACAUAUUCCCGAAGGGGAUACCGUUUAUCAUCUAGUUACGAUACCGCUUCCAGUUCAGUAACCACCAGUACUUCUAGCAGCAGUCCUGGAAUGUUAUUACCACCUCCAGAUAUUACCGAACAUGAUGAUGAAAAUCCCGCUCCACCUUACAUGCCAAUCCAGGGUCAACGACGAACCGCAUCAUUGGAAAAGAAACAAAAAAAGAAAUCAAAAGAUGGUAGUUGUAAGCAACAGUGAAGUAAAUAAAUUAACGUUUAAAAUUUAUUAGGCCACCGAUAUAGUUAUUUAAGUAGGGUGUUUCUACUAAAAAUGGACAACGAAAUUAUUUAUAGAGAUUGUGGAUCUCAUCGAGACACUUUUUUCAAAUAAAUAUUUUGAGCUUUUGUUUUCGAAUUAUCCUCCUUUUGUUUUUGCUUAAACCUUUUUAUGAAAAAUAUUUAUAAUAAUUACCUUGUCUAUUUUAAGUAAAAACACCCUGUAUAUUUAAACGUUAUUUUACGAAUGCAUACAUAUUUUUUUCUAUUUUUAUUAAAUUUAAAAAUACAAAAUUCCUGUUAGUCUUAUCUCCAACCCGUUAGUCUGGCUAACUGUAAAAAUAUAUAUUUGGCAAACAUUGAG